This is a messenger RNA of Zootoca vivipara (common lizard), 6341 nucleotides long. RefSeq lists its product as uncharacterized. Gene Ontology annotation, biological process: regulation of gene expression. Gene Ontology annotation, cellular component: nucleus. The record is from RefSeq and is a predicted model, not a curated record. NCBI's taxonomy places the organism in Eukaryota, Metazoa, Chordata, Lepidosauria, Squamata, Lacertidae.
GGGGGAGGGGCCGCCAUCCACAUUCCCGGAAGAGGAGCAGCUCUGCAGAGGAGGAGGAAAAAGAGAAAACAAAUCGGAUUUCCUCCCCACUUCGCCCUCCAAACCAGACAAUGAAGAAGGCAGUCAGAAUUCUGUGGGGCCAUGUUCAAUGUGAAUAAUGAAGAAGCCAUUUAAAUACAUGGAGUGUGGAAAGAGAAAGGAGAAACUAUUUGAAAAUAUGGAGUGUGGGAAGAGCUUCAGUCAGACUGGACAACUUAGAAUUCAUCAACGGACUCACACAGGAGAGAAACCAUUUAAAUGUAUGAAGUGUGGAAAGAGGUUCAGUCAGAGUGGAGACCUGAAUUCACAUCAUCGAACUCACACAGGAGAGAAACCAUUUAAAUGCAUAGAGUGUGGGAAGAGCUUCAGUCACAGUGGAACACUUAGAAUUCAUCAACGGAGUCACACAGGAGAGAAACCAUUUAAAUGCAUAGAGUGUGGAAAGAGCUUCAGUCAGAGUGGACACCUUAGAGGUCAUCAACGGACUCACACAGGAGAGAAACCAUUUAAAUGCAUGGAGUGUGGAAAGAGCUUCAGUCACAGUGGAACACUUAGAAUUCAUCAACGGAGUCACAUAGGAGAGAAACCAUUUAAAUGCAUGGAGUGUGGAAAGAGCUUCUCUACUAGUGGAAACCUUAGAACACAUCAACGGACUCACAUGGGGGAGAAGCCAUUUAAAUGCAUAGAGUGUGGAAAGAGCUUCAGUCAGAGUGGAGACCUUAGAAGGCAUCAACGGAUUCACACAGGAGAGAAACCAUUUAAAUGCAUGGAGUGUGGAAAGAGCUUCAGUCAGAGUGGAAAACUUAGAAUUCAUCAACGGACUCACACAGGAGAGAAACCAUUUAAAUGUAUGGAGUGUGGAAAGAGCUUCAGUCAGAGUGGAGACCUGAAUUCACAUCAUCGAAAUCACACAGGAGAGAAACCAUUUAAAUGCAUAGAGUGUGGAAAGAGCUUCAGUCACAGUGGAACACUUAGAAUUCAUCAACGGAGUCACAUAGGAGAGAAACCAUUUAAAUGCAUGGAGUGUGGAAAGAGCUUCAGUCAGACUGGAAAACUUAGAAUUCAUCAACGGACUCACACAGGAGAGAAACCAUUUAAAUGUAUGGAGUGUGGAAAGAGCUUCAGUCAGAGUGGAGACCUGAGUUCACAUCAUCGAAAUCACACAGGAGAGAAACCAUUUAAAUGCAUAGAGUGUGGAAAGAGCUUCAGUCAGAGUGGACACCUUAGAAGGCAUCAGCGGACUCACACAGGAGAGAAACCAUUUAAAUGCAUGGAGUGUGGAAAGAGCUUCAGUCAGAGUGGAAACCUUAGAAGUCAUCAACAGACUCACACAGGAGAGAAACCAUUUAAAUGCAUGGAGUGUGGAAAGAGCUUCACUACUAGUGGAUACCUUAGAACACAUCAACGGACUCACAUGGGGGAGAAGCCAUUUAAAUGCAUGGUGUGUGGAAAGAGCUUCAGUCAGAGUGGACACCUUAGAAACCAUCAACGGAUUCACACAGGAGAGAAACCAUUUAAAUGCAUGGAGUGUGGAAAGAGCUUCAGUUGGAGUGGACACCUUAGAAACCAUCAACAGAUUCACUCAGGAGAGAAACCAUUUAAAUGCAUAGAGUGUGGAAAGAGCUUCAGUCAGAGUGGAAACCUUAGAAACCAUGAACAGAUUCACUCAGGAGAGAAACCAUUUAAAUGCAUGGAGUGUGGAAAGAGCUUCAGUCAGAGUGGAAACCUUAGAAACCAUCAACGGACCCACACUGGGGAAAAACCAUUUAAAUGUAUGGAGUGUGGAAAGAGCUUCAGUCAGAGUGGAGACCUGAAUUCACAUCAUCGAAAUCACACAGGAGAGAAACCAUUUAAAUGCAUAGAGUGUGGAAAGAGCUUCAGUCAGAGUGGACACCUUAGAAACCAUCAACAGAUUCACUCAGGAGAGAAACCAUAUAAAUGCAUGGAGUGUGGAAAGAGCUUCAGUCAGAGUGGAAACCUUAGAAUUCAUCAACAGAUUCACUCAGGAGAGAAACCAUUUAAAUGCAUGGAGUGUGGAAAGAGCUUCAGUCAGAGUGGAAACCUUAGAAACCAUCAACAAACCCACACUGGGGAAAAACCAUUUAAAUGCAUGGAGUGCGGAAAGAGCUUCACUGUCAGUGGAAAGCUUAGAAUUCAUCAACAAACUCAUACAGCCAUAUAAGUGCUAGGGAAGUCUAUAGAGGUUCAGUUGUAGUUUAAGUCUUGUUGUUGUUGUUUAGUCGUUUAGUCGUGUCCGACUCUUCGUGACCCCAUGGACCAUAGCACGCAAGGACUCCUGUCUUGCACUGACUCCCGCAGUUUGGUCAAACUCAUGUUGGUAGCUUCGAGAACACUGUCCAACCAUCUCGUCCUCUGUCGUCCCCUUCUCCUUGUGCCCUCAAUCUUUCCCAACAUCAGGGUCUUUUCCAAGGAUUCUUCUCUUCUCAUGAGGUGGCCAAAGUAUUGGAGCCUCAGCUUCACGAUUUGUCCUUCCAGUGAGCACUCAGGGCUGAUUUCCUUAAGAAUGGAUAGGUUUGAUCUUCUUGCAGUCCAUGAGACUCUCAAGAGUCUCCUCCAGCACCAUAAUUCAAAAGCAUCAAUUCUUCGGCGAUCAGCCUUCUUUAUGGUCCAGCUCUCACUUCCAUACAUCACUACUGGGAAAACCAUAGCUUUAACUAUACGUACCUUUGUAGGCAAGGUGAUGUCUCUGCUUUUUAAGAUGCUGUCUAGGUUUGUCAUUGCUUUUCUCCCAAGAAGCAGGCGUCUUUUAAUUUCGUGACUGCUGUCACCAUCUGCAGUGAUCAAAUAGCCCAAGAAAGUAAAAUCUCUCACUGCCUCCAUUUCUUCCCCUUCUAUUUGCCAGGAGAUGAUGGGACCAGUGGCCAUGAUCUUGAUUUUUUUGAUGUUGAGCUUCAGACCAUAUUUUGCACUCUCCUCUUUCACCCUCAUUAAAAGGUUCUUUAAUUCCUCCUCACUUUCUGCCAUCAAGGUUGUGUCAUCUGCAUAUCUGAGGUUGUUGAUAUUUCUUCCGGCAAUCUUAAUUCCGGCUUGGGAUUCAUCUAGUCCAGCCUUUCACAUGAUGAAUUCUGCAUAUAAGUUAAAUUAGCAGGGAGACAAUAUAUACAACCUUGUCGUACUCCUUUUCCAAUUUUGAACCAAUCAGUUGUUCCAUAUCCAGUUCUAACUGUAGCUUCUUGUCCCACAUAGAGAUUUCUCAGGAGACAGAUGAGGUGAUCAGGCACUCCCAUUUCUUUAAGAACUUGCCAUAGUUUGCUGUGGUCGACACAGUCAAAGGCUUUUGCAUAGUCAAUGAAGCAGAAGUAGACGUUUUUCUGGAACUCUCUAGCUUUCUCCAUAAUCCAGCCUAUGUUUGCUAUUUGGUCUCUGGUUCCUCUGCCCCUUCGAAAUCCAGCUUGCACUUCUGGGAGUUCUCGGUCCACGUACUGCCUAAGUCUGCCUUGUAGAAUUUUAACUUUGCUAGCGUGUGAAAUGAGCGCAAUUGUGCGGUAGUUGGAGCAUUCUUUGGCACUGCCCUUCUUUGGAAUUGGGAUGUAGACUGAUCUUCUCCAAUCCUCUGGCCAUUGCUGAGUUUUCCAAACUUGCUGGCAUAUUGGGUGUAGCACCUUAACAGCAGAUCUCUGGUUUUCCCCAUUCUAUUGUUUUCCUCUAUUUCUUUGCAUUGCUCAUUUAAGCUCUUGUCUCUCCUUGCUAUUUUUUGGAAAUCUGCAUUCAGUUUCCUGUAUCUUUCCCUAUCUCUCUUGCAUUUUGCUUGCCUCCUCUCCUCCGCUAUUUGUAAGGCCUCGUUGGACAGCCAUUUUGCUUUCUUGCAUUUCCUUUUCCUUGGGAUGGUUUUCGUUGCUGCCUCCUGUAUAAUAUUACGAGUCUCCAUCCAUAGUUCUUCAGGCACUCUGUCCACCAAAUCUAAAUCCUUAAACCUGUUCCUCACUUCCACUGUGUAUUCUUAAGGGAUUUGAUUUAGAUUGCAUCUUACUGGCCCAGUGGUUUUUCCUACUUUCUUCAGUUUAAGCUGGAAUUUUGCUAUAAGAAGCUGAUGAUCUGAGUUACAGUCAGCUCCAGGUCUUGUUUUUUGCUGACUGUAUAGAGCUUCUCCAUCUUUGGCUGCAGAGAUUAUAAUCAAUCUGAUUUCGAUGCUGCCCGUUUGGUGAUAUCCAUGUGUAGAGUCGUCUCUUGUGUUGUUGGAAAAGAGUGUUUGUGAUGACCAGCUUGUUCUCUGGACAGAACUCUAUUAGCCUUUGCCCUGCUUCAUUUUGAACUCCAAGGCCAAACUUGCCAGUUGUUCCUUUUAUCUCUUGAUUCCCUACUUUAGCAUUCCAGUCCCCUGUAAUGAGAAGAACAUCCUUCUUUGGUGUCAUUUCUAGAAGGUGUUGUAGGUCUUCAUAGAAUUGGUCAAUUUCACUUUCUUCAGCACCGGUAGUUGGUGCAUAAACUUGGAUUACUGUGAUGUUAAAAGGUCUGCCUUGGAUUCGUAUCGAGAUCAUUCUGUCAUUUUUGAGAUUGCAUCCCAUUACAGCUUUUGCCACUCUUUUGUUGACUAUGAGGGCCACUCCAUUUCUGCUACAGGAUUCUUGCCCACAGUAGUAGAUAUGAUAGUCAUCCGAACUGAAUUCGCCCAUUCCCUUCCAUUUUAGUUCACUGAUGCCCAGGAUGUCGAUAUUUAUUCUUGUCAUCUCAUUUUUGACCACAUCCAGCUUACCUCCACUCAUGGUUCUUACAUUCCAGGUUCCUAUGCAAUAUUUUUCUUUACAGCAUCAGACUUUCCUUUCGCUUCCAGGCAUAUCCGCAACUGAGUGACCUUUCGGCUUUGGCCCAGCCGCUUCAUCAGCUCUGAAUCUACUUGUACUUGUCCUCUGCUCUUCCUCAGUAGCAUGUUGGACGCCUUCCGACCUGAGGGGCUCAUCUUCCAGCGUCAUAACUUUUAUAUGCCUGUUGUCUUUGUCCAUGGAGUUUUCUUGGCAGGGAUACUGGAGCUUGCCAGUUCCUUCUCCAGGUGGAUCACGUUUUGUCACAGGCGGUGCGUUGCGACUGCUCUAGAAUAACGACUCUCCAGACCUUUGCCUUUUCAUGCUUCUAUUAAGUGCAGGCUAUUUUCAGUGCUAGAGCUAUACAGGAUACAUCCGCUUAGUCUGACCCAGAACCCUGGAAUGGCGCGCUCCGCGUCUUCUUCCAACAUAAGAGUCUGGCCACCCCAAAUCUCCUCCUGCGUAAUUCCGGAACCGGAGGGAAAAAUGUCUCCUUUCCAUGCUUUCCUUCUCCCCCUCUUUCCCCUCUCGCUCUUCCUCUCCCACAUGCAGCAGGGGCUCUCCUAUGCUACUAGAGCCCCGUCUCCUUCCUCCUAGCUCACUGGUCUCUUCCCCCUCCCCGCUGGCGCUACUGCUGGUGGAGGAGCUGCUCCUCAGGAUGGGGGGGGCUCUCUGUACCCUUUCCCCCUCACACGUUUAGUCAAAACUCUCCACUAUGACCUGUCCAUCUUGGGUGGCCCUGCAUAGCAUGGCUCAUAGCUUCUCUGAGUUAUUCAAGCCCCUUCGCCACGACAAGGCAUUGAUCCAUGAAGAGGAAAGUCUUAGAAACCAUCAAAAGACUCUGAGGGGUAAGAGUUGUAAGGCUGGAAACUCUACAAGCCAUCAAUUAACUCAAAUAAGAGAAAUGGUUUAAAUAGAAGUAGUGUGGGAUCUGCUUUGGUUAUUAUGCUUUUCCAAAACAUCUACUGACUUCCAUGGGGUGCAACCACUUAGAGUGUAGAACGUGUUUCUCUGAGUUGACACUUUAUUUCACAUCAACAACAGGAAAUCAAUCUUAAAUGCAUGCAGCGUAUGUGAGUUUCUGUUGUUUGUAUGUAACAUUGUCUAGACAUGUAUUUAAAGUAAUGAAGAGGACAUUUCACAAUAGUAAGCAUAAUAUAAUAUUUAAUGUAUUGUUAUAUAGGGAGGAGGAGUGUGUUAGUCUCUGGAGUGUUGCUUCUGAAUGAGGAUGGACUGAGAGUGAGCUGGUUCUGGUGUUUGGUGGAGGGAGGUGGAAAUGUUUGUAUCUGGGAAUGGAGAGUUGCACAAAGUGGGGCUGAGACUGGGGGUGUUGAUUUGGAAGCAGAGUUAGAUUAAUAUUAUAGGAACAGCAGCAUCACUCCCACUGUUAUAAUUGCAAUAAUGGAACCAUGAAGACACAUAAAAAACUGAAAGCGCCGACGGUCAUCUUGAAACCCUCACCUUUUCUUUUGAUUUAUAGAUAUAUUGUGUAUAGAUAUAUUUGGUGACAGGAGAAAUAAAAGGGGUAUUUAGUGGCCUAAA